Megachile rotundata (alfalfa leafcutting bee) is the source of this 1831-nucleotide messenger RNA. RefSeq names its product putative sodium-dependent multivitamin transporter. NCBI's taxonomy places the organism in Eukaryota, Metazoa, Arthropoda, Insecta, Hymenoptera, Megachilidae. Gene Ontology annotation, cellular component: membrane. Gene Ontology annotation, biological process: sodium ion transport; transmembrane transport. Gene Ontology annotation, molecular function: symporter activity. The record is from RefSeq and is a predicted model, not a curated record.
UGAAAACUCGCCAAAGUGAUCUAAGCCCUCGAACAGUCAAUUUACCCCGUUCGACAUAAAAAAAAUGGAGAAAUCAAUUUGCUUUCAGGAGCAGAAAGAUGAUAAGGUAUCGACGCUGCAAUGGCCGGAUUACCUCGUGAUCGGCGUAAUGCUGUCAAUUUCAAGCGGUAUCGGGAUCUACUACAGGUUCACUGGCGGUAGACAACGCACGGCCGAGGAAUACUUCUCGGCGAACCGAUCGAUGGGCGUCGUUCCUCUCGCGAUCGCACUCACGGUGUCUUUCAUGUCGGCGAUCACGUUGCUCGGAAUCAGCGCAGAAAAUUACGCCCACGGUUCGCACAUCAUGCUGCUUUACAUGGGUGGUGUUUUCGGCACACCGAUCACCCAAUUUCUAUACCUUCCGGUUUUCCACAAGCUCGAUGCCGUCAGCGUCUACGAGUAUCUAGAGAAGCGAUUCGGGAUGAAGGCUCGGCUGGUGGCCAGCUCAGCCAACUUCCUGCAGCUGUUGUUGUACAGCGGCGUGGUGUUAUUCGCGCCCUCGUUAGCCCUGGAAGCAACGACUGGUCUGUCAGGGACCACGAGUAUCCUGCUGAUCGGCGUGAUUUGUACCUUUUACUCGACCAUAGGUGGGAUCAAGGCCGUCCUGGUCACCGACAUCUUCCAGGCGUUGUUGAUGUACGGUGGCCUCGGAUGUGUCCUAGGUGUCGCUGCCAUGAAUCGCGAGGAUGGACUAGCCAGCGUAUGGAACAUCGCUAAACAGGGUGAACGAUUGCAGAUUCCCGAUUUCAGAAUCGAUCCGACGGUACGACACAGUUUUUGGGCCCUGCUGUUUGGCAGCACCACCAUCUUCCUGUCCAUGUACGCCGUGAAUCAGGUUCAGGUGCAACGUUUGCUCACUGCCAGGAGCUACAAGGUUUCGCAGAACGCGUUAUUGCUAAGUGGACCCAUUACCGUAUCACUGGGACUGCUUACAAGCUUCGCGGGUUUGGCCCUGUACAUGAUCUACAAGGACUGCGAUCCCAUCACAUCCGGCAAGAUUUCCAGCUUCGACAAAAUAAUGCCGUUCUUCGCGGCCGAACGAAUGUCGCGUAUUCCAGGCGUCACGGGGCUCUUCAUCUCUGGGAUCUUCAGCGCCAGCCUCAGUACAAUUUCCGCCACAUUGAAUUCUUUGGCCGCGGUGAUAUUGGAGGACUACUUGAAACCUUUGUGUCACAAAUUCAACGUGCACUUUCCGGACGAACGAGCAACCACGAUCGGCAAACUGUUGGCUGUAGUGAUCGGUUUCGUUUGCGUGGCCGUGGCCUUCUUGGCCAGAUCGAUGGGCUCGCUGGUCGAGGUGACAAUAGGAAUCUCCGGGGCCAUUAACGGACCUAUUCUCGGAAUUUUCACGCUGGGAAUGUUCGCGGAGUACGCGAACGAGACCGGUGCGGUCGUCGGAACGCUCUCGGCUCUGGUCAUAUCCCUCUGGACAGCCUUUGGCCAACCUAAACCGCCCGUACCCAUACUUCCGUUGUCCGUUGAUGGCUGCGAGAACUCCACCAUGUUCCUUAGUUAUCGAAACGCCACCAGCACGGAAGCGCCACCGGAAAACUCCUCCUACUUCUACCUGUAUCGUAUUUCCUACAUGUGGUACAGUCCCAUGGGAUUAGGCAUCACGUUGAUCGUCGGCUACCUGACCAGCCUGGUCGCGCGGAGGAUAUGUCACAGGGACUCUCGCGAACCUGAUCCCAAUUUGUUCACUCCCCUUCUGGCGUCCAGGAUCAAACGUCGGAGGGAAGAUGCCGAGAAAACUAGAAACAGUCAGGUGUUCGUGUUGGAGAGCAGAAGAUGA